AUUACCUGUAUAUUUCAGAUGCUGGUGCUGCUACUGCUGGACCAAGUGAUGUGAUGUACGCCAAGAUUCAACUCAAAAAGUUGGACAAGAAAAAGAAAACUGAUCCAAAAGAAAAGCCAGUCUAUUCUGAGGUCAAGACGGGGAAGACCACAGUGCUGAGUACACACAUCUACUCUGGACACUCUGAAGAUGAUGGAAAGGCAAAGGCUGUUCUGACCAUAUACCCCACAUCCUCCCAGAUAUUCAGUGGAGAAUCUGUUACUCUCAGAUGUAACAUACAGAGGGGAGAAGUCACUGACUGGGAAUACACAUGGCGCAAGGAUGUUGUAGACACAAUCAAUAGGAAUCAUGAAUAUGAGCUCACUGAGGUUAAGAUUUCAGACAAAGGUGGCUACAGGUGUCUGGGUAAACAUAUUGAUCAGAAGAAGCAUUCUGAGUGGAGUGAUGCAGUCAGACUAACGGUAACAGCUCUUCCUGAAACUACACUGACCGUAAAUCCAGACCCUGCAUACAAUGGAGAGACAGUAACUCUGACGUGUUCAGUGGGAUCUGACAGUGGCUGGAGCUUUACAUGGUACAAAGACAACACUAAGAAAGUAGUGACCUUGUCUGGCAGACACACUACAACAGGAGCCACCUUCACCAUCAGUAGAGCUGCUGAGUCUGACCAGGGUCUCUACUGGUGUCAGGGAGAGAUCCAGUCCAGAUCCAUAUCAUCAAUCAUCAGGGAUCCUGUCACUAUCACUGUGAAAGCCCUGCCCAAAGCUACACUGACCAUAACACCAAACCAUGCAUACAAUGGAGAGACGGUAACUAUGACGUGUUCAGUGGGGUCUGGCAGUGGCUGGAGGUAUACAUGGUACAAAGACAACACUAAGAAAGUAGUGACCUUGGCUAGCAGACUCACUACAACAGGAGCCACCUUCACCAUCAGUAGAGCUGCUGAGUCUGACCAGGGUCUCUACUGGUGUCAGGGAGAGAUCCAGUCCAGAUCCUUAUCAUCAAUCAUCAGUGAUCCUGUCACUAUCACUGUGAAAGAGAGACCUGUGGCUGUUCUGACCCUGCAACCCAACUGGCCCCAGAUAUUCAGUGGAGAGACUGUCACUCUCAGAUGUGACAUACAGGGGGGAGAAGAGAUUGAGUAUGUUUUUUAUAACAGUGGGAAGUCGGUCUACAUGAAUACAGAGCCUGAGUACAGAAUCAGUACUGCAAAGAAUGGUCUAUAUACCUGUAAAGGUCUUCAGAAAACAAAUGGCUUAAAACACUCCCAGACCAGUAAUGCUAUACAAUUGACUGUGUUAGAUAAACCCCAAGCUCUCCUGAGUGUCUCUCCUCAGUGGCUGAACCCUGGAGACUCAAUUACUCUGAGCUGUGGGGUUAAAGAGUCAUCUACAGGCUGGAGGUUCUUCUGGUACCGAACUGUUCCCUACACAGCUGGGUUACUCUCCCUAUCAGACAGGUCCUACUCUGUAGAGCCUCUAUCUGGCAAUGGGACUAGUGAAGACUCAUACACUCUGAUCCCUGCUGGUCCUAGUCACACAGGAGGAUAUGUGUGUAGAGCUGGGAGAGGAGACCCAGUCUAUGACACACUCUACAGUGAACCUCAGUUUCUCUGGUCAGGAGAACCGAAACCAUCAGUGUCUCUCAAAAUAAGACCUAACAUAACUCAACACUUUACAUCAACGUCUCUCUCACUAAGCUGUGAGGAGAAGAGGAACUCUACUGGAUGGAGACUGAAGAGAUACAGAGAGAAAGCAGUGGAGUCAGAGUGUGGCUCUAACUGGGGAUCAAUAGCAGGGUCCACAUGUACCAUCAGGUCCACAUACACAGGGGACAGUGGAGUGUACUGGUGUGAGUCUGGAUCAGGAGAGUACAGUAAUGCUGUCAACAUCACAGUGGAUGUUGGCCCUCUGAUCCUGGAGAGCCCUGCCUAUCCCAUAACUGAGAGAGAGUCUAUGACUCUCAGCUGUACUUAUAGAUAUCAGGAAACAAACCCGAACCCCAAGGUUUAUUUCUACAAAGAUGGAGUACUCAUCAGGAAUGAGACCACAGGAGAGAUGACCAUCCCUGCAGUUUCCAAGUCAGAUGAAGGCUUCUACAAGUGUAAAUCUAAUGAAGGAGAAUCACCAGAGAGCUGGGUGACAGUGAGAGGUGUAACUCCUGGACCCUCUACAUCAGUCCUAGUAGGAGUGGUUGUGGGCCUGGUUGUUGCUGGUGUUUUACUGGCCAUUCUCCUGGUACUGCUGUGUCGAUAUAAAAAUGCCGGAGGUUCCUGUUGCAACAGAAUAUUCUGGCCCCCCCAGCCCCAGAGGACCAAACUGGACCCCCAACAGGACCAAGGAUCUACCCAGGGCCAGGCUCCUGAUGCUGGGUAUACACGUCUGCAGCAUGGUGGCGCUAACAUCUAUGAUACAAUGACUCCCUCAGACAGUAAUGACAAUGAUGCUGGUGCUGCUACUGCUGGACGAAGUGAUGUGAUGUACGCCCAGAUUCAACUCAAAGAGUUGGACAAGAAAAAGAAAAAAAUGACAUCUGAUCCAAAAGAAAAUCCAGUCUAUUCUGAGGUCAAGACGGGGAAGACCACAGCAACUGGACCUGUUGAUGUGACCUAUGCUGAGGUUGACCUUAAACAGAAGGCCAAAGCCAAGAAGAAGAAAGAAACAUCAACCCCACCUGAGGCAGAUUCGGUCUAUUCUCAAUUGAAGCCAGUCACAGCCCCAGGUACCUGAGGGAUGGAGGGAUGGAAGGAUGGAGGGAUGGAGGGAUGGAAGGACACACCAUCAGAGGAGGAGGCGGAACCCGGAACAUGGAUUCUACGCUCAACACACACAAGCAAACACACACAUGCACAAACACACAUGCAAUAACAGCUUGUACAUUAAGGCGUUCUUACUUAUUUUAUUUACUUAUUUUAUUGUAUUUAAGCAUGGUUUAAUUGUGUUUAACUGUAAAAGCUUUUUUUUUUUUUUUACUAUAUGGUGCAAUAAUGAUGCAUCUUAUCUGCAGCUACUGCAAUUGUAUCUGCUUUGUAUUGUGUAUUGAGUUUUAUUGUUGAUUUAUUCAGAUGAUAGAAUAACAUAUUUGUAUAUGAAUUUCCCAAAAGGUAUUAUUCACGUUUUCUUCCAAUGGCCUGUACUUUUACAGUAUCUUUGCAUUGUGCUUUUUUAAUAAACAAUUUUUUAUCCACCAGAUGGUAUGAGUGCUUUCUUACAGUAAAUAGAUAUUGUCAUCAUCAUCAACUUUUCCAUACAACCUCAUUUGGUCAAAACUCCUUUAAGUCUAGUAUAGAUCUCAUGCUCCACAAUGUGUGAGUUAA
This is a messenger RNA of Salvelinus fontinalis (brook trout), 3316 nucleotides long. RefSeq names its product Fc receptor-like protein 5. The transcript has 19 exons. The record is from RefSeq and is a predicted model, not a curated record. Gene Ontology annotation, biological process: cell surface receptor signaling pathway. Gene Ontology annotation, molecular function: transmembrane signaling receptor activity. Bases 54 to 2729 code for a protein of 891 amino acids. NCBI's taxonomy places the organism in Eukaryota, Metazoa, Chordata, Actinopteri, Salmoniformes, Salmonidae.